Messenger RNA from Bactrocera tryoni, 2391 nucleotides. Its product is annotated as zinc finger protein 2-like. Gene Ontology annotation, molecular function: DNA-binding transcription factor activity; RNA polymerase II cis-regulatory region sequence-specific DNA binding. Gene Ontology annotation, biological process: regulation of transcription by RNA polymerase II. The record is from RefSeq and is a predicted model, not a curated record. The transcript has 7 exons. Bases 114 to 2039 code for a protein of 641 amino acids. NCBI's taxonomy places the organism in Eukaryota, Metazoa, Arthropoda, Insecta, Diptera, Tephritidae.
ACAUCACUUAAAUUGUUGGUGGUCAAAUUUGUUUACCUUCCUGGCAGAUUCAUCGUUCUUAACAAUAAAUAUAAUAUUCCUGAAUAGUAGUAAAGUAUUAAAAACCACUAAACAUGGAAAUUCAAAUGGAAAAACAUAAAAUUGAAAGUGCUGAUUUAAAGAAAUGUGGGGAAAUUACUACUCAUUUGUCAAUUGGUCAAAAAGAAUUUUUCUUAAAUUGUAGCUUUUGCGACUACAUUUUUCUUCAGUUAGGAGAUUUCAUUCAACACAUUUGUGAGGAUCAUCUGUGUCAUUUUAUGAACCCUAAAGUUCAGGAUGAAGAUGAUAAUUCCUUGCAAGAAGAUAUUGAACAAGAUAACAACUUUUCGACGACAGUUUCAAAUGAGGAAGGCAUGGACGAUGGUGUUGCACAAUUCUCGGCGGCAGAUUCGAAUGAGGUGAUGUUCGGAAACUUAAUUAAUCAAAACGACAGCGAUGACAGUAAAACGAAUUUACAAGAUUUUGAAAAAGUUGAAAUACAGUUGGACGAUAACCAGGUGAAAAAAUCUAUGGGUUUUAAAGAUUUGAACGAAAGUGAAACAGAAAAAAAUUAUAUUGAUAAUGAAGAUGAUGUAGAGAACUCUGAAAUUGCGGUUCAUUUAAAGGAAAACUAUACAUGUGAAAAAAAUACUUAUAAAGGAUGUAAUACAGAAAAUUCUGAGAUUGCUUCUUUUAUAGAGGAACUUGGUUUAAAUGGAUCGUUUAAUAAAAAUAAGAUGCUCGCAAUAUUUGAAGGGUAUGAAAAGCGGCCUUUUCUGUGGGAUAACGAUUUGCAAUUACCCAGAGAUAAUAAGAAAAGAGAAAAGGAAAUUAAAAAUAUUGCUGAAGAAGUGGGUAUUCCAAGCGAAUGGGAGUCAAUUCGUAAAAUGAUUGCAAAAUUAAGCAGUAAGCUUCGGACUGAAUUGGUACGAAAAAAAGUUUACCUUUCUAAAGGCAAAAUAUAUACACCUCUUUGGAUUAACGAUUUUGCUAUGUUUUUAAAGCCAAAACGAAAAAAAGCUAAGGUAAAACCAAAACCGUUACUGAGGAAAUUCACAACUCCAGAAACCAUUUUAAAUGAUGAACAAGCUAUUGUUUUAGCUAAAAUUUAUAACAGUCUGUCCACUCUUUGGGAUGAAACAGAAAUUACAUACAGAUUUAGUAAUAGAAGGCGAGAAGCUUUACAAAUGCUACUUAAAGAUUUUAAUAAGCAAACUGGAUUAAACCUCACAAAAUAUGAUAUGGAAUGCGAAAUUUCAAGACUUCGAAAGCUUGUUUCUAAUGAGAAAAGAAAAAAAUUUGUGUGUAAACGACAAAAUAAGAUUUUUAAGCCCUCGUGCACAUUUUACAGUCACAUCGCAUUUCUUGAGACUGACGUUUCGCCUUACGAAUGUCCAAUAUGUGAAAAGUUAUUUAGUGGCACACAACAAUGCAAGGUGCAUUUGGCAUCACAUGAUGGUUCGUUGCCAUUUAAGUGUCACAUUUGUGGGCAUGGUUUUAAGUUGAUGACCAAUUUAACGGUACAUUUACGUAGGCAUGCUCAUGACUACUUGUAUAAGUGUGAAAUGUGCGACAAACCCUGUGCAACAACAACCGAAUUGAGGACUCACAUGCGAUGUCAUACUGGGGAAAAACCAUAUGUUUGUGAAAUUUGUGGCAAAAAAUAUCGAUCAUUAGCAGAAUUGAGGCCGCAUAAAUUACGCCACGAUAAAAAACCCCGCUGUCAAUGUGAAAUUUGUAAUAAAACAUUCUAUAUGAGAUCUUUGUUGACAAAACACAUGCGUGUGCAUACCGCAGUGCGAGACAAAUUAUGCAGUAUAUGUAAAAAAGGAUUUACCAGUAAUCAAACUCUACAACAACACAUGCUAAUCCAUUCAUCCGAAAAGAAAUAUACAUGUAAUAUAUGUGGUAAACGUUUUGCACAGUAUGCUGGACUUAGCGGCCAUGUGAAGUCACAUGGUACGACAUUAAUUGAGAUUAGUUCUAAAAGUGUUGAUUUAGUACAAGAAGAUCAGGAGUAAAUACUUAUUAAUAAAUAAAUUUAUCAUAGAGUACAGUAUUUAUGUAUAUUUUUUUGCCUCUAUGUUUAUCGAAGAAUUCGAUUUUACUUGUACUUGUUUUCUCGUGAUAAUAAGCAAUAAAAAUUUUGUAUGAAUAAAUUUAGUAAAUAAUAUACAUAUGUAUGUAUGUAUUUUUUCGAACACCCUAUAGGGUGUUUCGUAUCCGUGCAAUAGCAAAUAAAACACACGCAAAAAAUAUGCAAUCGCUGCAAAAUAUGCUACACAAAAAUACAAGUUAAUUUUCGUGCAGUGAGGCGUAUCAAAUUAUUUGCUAUUUGCGGUGGCAGCUGUUUUAUUAAUAUACUAGAGAACC